Physeter macrocephalus (sperm whale) is the source of this 951-nucleotide messenger RNA. RefSeq names its product olfactory receptor 11G2-like. Gene Ontology annotation, molecular function: olfactory receptor activity; G protein-coupled receptor activity. Gene Ontology annotation, biological process: G protein-coupled receptor signaling pathway. Lineage: Eukaryota; Metazoa; Chordata; Mammalia; Artiodactyla; Physeteridae. The record is from RefSeq and is a predicted model, not a curated record. Gene Ontology annotation, cellular component: membrane.
AUGAAUGUGUCCAGCAGAGAAACCACCCAGUCUGUUAGCCACUUUAUCCUCAUGGGCUUUCCCUCACGCCCAGAAAUGCAGCUCCUCUACUUCGGGCUCUUCUCAGUAGCCUAUACCCUGACCCUGAUGGGGAACACAGCCAUUGUCUGUGCUGUGCGGUGGGAUCAACGCCUUCACACCCCCAUGUACAUCCUCUUGGGGAAUUUCUCUCUCCUGGAAAUUGCUGUCACCACGACCGUCCCUAACAUGUUGGCCAACUUCCUGUCCACAAGCAAGUCCAUCUCCUUUGUGAGUUGUUUUGCACAGUUCUACUUCUUCUUCGCUUUAGGGUGUGACGAGCGCUUCUACCUUUGCAUCAUGGCCUUUGACAGGUACCUUGCCGUCUGCCGUCCUCUGCAUUACCCACGCAUCAUGACUAAACAGCUGUACACUGGCCUCGUCAUCUUUGGCUGGUCCUGUGGGUUCGUGCUCUUCCUAACCCCAGUUGUUCUCAUUUCACAGUUGCCCUUUUGUGGCCCAAAUAUCAUCGACCAUUUUCUGUGUGAUCCUGUCCCGUUGAUGACGCUGUCCUGUUCUGAAGACACCACCACACAAUUCAUUUACUCUACUUUCAGUGCUAUUUUCAUGAUUGGCACCUUUCUCUUCAUCCUUUGCUCCUAUGCUCUGGUGAUUCUGGCUGUGCUAAAGAUGUCCUCAGCAGCGAGCAAACGCAAAGCUUUCUCCACUUGUGCUUCUCAUCUGACUGUAGUAAUUCUGUUUUUUGGCUCUGUUAUGGUGAUGUAUGUUAGUCCUGGAUCAGGAUGCCCAGUGGAAGUGCAAAAAAUUGUGGCCUUAUUUUAUUCUGUAAUAACACCCCUCUGCAAUCCUAUAAUUUAUAGCCUCAGGAACAAGGAGAUGAAGGCUGCCCUAAGGAAAGUCUUUGGGACUGAAAUACCUGUCCAUAAAACAUAA